This is a messenger RNA of Hyaloscypha bicolor E, 450 nucleotides long. RefSeq lists its product as uncharacterized. The coding region runs from base 16 to 366 and encodes 116 amino acids. Lineage: Eukaryota; Fungi; Ascomycota; Leotiomycetes; Helotiales; Hyaloscyphaceae. The record is from RefSeq and is a predicted model, not a curated record. The transcript has a single exon.
GCAAAUUACAACACCAUGAAAAUCAACAGCAGCAUCACCAGGGAGGUUUCGGCGGACCAGGGGGACCUCAACAUUAUGGUGGACCAGGUGGGGGUGGAUUCAGUGGCGGAUUUGGGGGGCCAGGUGGUGAACAAAGACAUUAUGGAGGCGGGGGCUUUGGAGGUCAACAAGGUGGAUUUGGAGGACCUGGAGAGCAUCAUGGCGGGGGUGGAUUCGGUGGCCCACAAGGUAGCUUUGAGGGCCCUGGAGGUGGAGGACCCGGAGGCAAUCAAGGUGGAGGGGGAUUUCGUGGACGAGGCGGACCAGGGGGGCCAGGAGGACAAGAAGGUCCUGGAGGAAGAUGGUAAAAGUAUUGGAACGCAGUGAUAUCCCAGAUUACAUUUCCAUGUAUCGCGGUCUCACUUCCCUCCAAUCACGCCAAUGAAGAGACAACUUGAGAUCAACGCCUUA